GCGGUACGUCCCGGAAUCGCAGGCGCGCAUCCCUUCCCACCUGAGGGCCUGCCUGGCCAUGACUCCCGCCCCUCUUCUCCUCGGAAGAGAGGUCGGGGCCGCUCCAGGGGCCGUCUGCAGCCACCGGGGAUGGGGCUGACGGUCGGUUCCUGCCCCGGUGCAGCCGCCGCCGGGCAGACCGCCUGGCUUGGCCGCAGCCACGGCGACAUCCAGGCCCGGGUCUGCGAGGCUGGGCGCGCCAGCCAGCUUGGGAGUUGCCUGGCGCCUGUAGCUGGGCGCCCAGGUGGUGGAGCAUGGCCUGGGCGGCCUCUGGAUCGCGAGUGCCCCUGGCCUGAGAGCCCGCCAGACCCUGCCCCCGCCCGGCUCCUCCUCUGCCAGAGCUCGACACCUCUAGCCAAGGGCCCUCUGCAGCCACGGGGGAUAGGGCUGAGGGCCGGUUCCCGCCCCCGUGCAGCUGCUGUAGGGCAGACCGUCUGGCUUGGCCGCAGCCACAGGACAUCUGGCCCUCGUUCCGAGAUGUGGGAAGUGAGGGCGGACUCGGGAGUUGCCUGGAGGUUGCUGCCUGCACAAAGAAGGCGGCUGCAGCUUGGGUGCCCAGGCGGGCUGGAGGUGCAUGGCCUGGUCGGCCUCGGGAUUGCCAGCGCGCCCAGCCUGAGGGCCCCCAGGCUGUGCCUCCCGCCCAGUCCUCCACCUGAGGGAGAUCGGGCUGUUGGUAUGGGUCCUCAGCAGUCACCCCGUGUGGGGUUGAGCGGCGGGUUCUAAGUUCUCGCUCCUGUGCAGCCGCCGCCGGUCAGAAUGCCUGGCUUGGCCGCAGCCACUGGGACACCUGGCCCUGGUUCUGCGAUGCUGGCAGCGCGAGCGGGCUCGGGGGUUGCCAGGCAGCUGCUGCCUGCACACAGAGGGCGACUGCAGCUUGGGCGCCCAGUCGGCGGAGCAUGGUCUGGGUGGCCGCUGGAAUGCGUGCGCUCGAGGCCUGAGGGACGCGCUGUUGGUGCCACCUGCCCCGCUCUGCACCUCUCCGCACCUGCGCCGGCGCCCUGCGCCCCCUCCCUGCGCCCCCUCCACGCCUGCGCCGGCGCUCUGCGCCUCUCUGCCUUUGCAAAGGGCGCUCUGCCUUUGCGAGGGCGGAGCUGCCUUCUCCUCAGCACAGACCGGAAGAGCAUCGCAAGGGCGGAGCUGAGUUCUCCUCUGCACAGACUUCGGAGAUACAGCGAAGGCGGAGCAGUGUUCUCCUCAGCACAGACUCGGGCGGGCGGGCCGGGGGCACCGCGAGGGCAGAGCUGCGUUCUGCUCGGCACACACCUGGGGGACACCGCGAAGGCAGAGCAGCGUUCUCCUCAGCACAGACCUUGGGGGCACUGCCUCGCUUUGGGACAACUCGGGGCCGCAUCAACGACUCAGCUUCGCACUCCAGGGCUGCGUACCACCAGCCACUGUCAUGUUAACCCCUUCCCAGGCCAAUGUGUCCUCGGCCUGGAGCCCAAUCUGCUGGACAGCCUGGGACCGUCCAUUUUCGGGGUGGUGGGCAACCUGGUGGCCAUCGUGGUGCUGUGCAAGUCACGCAAGGAGCAGAAGGAGACCACCUUCUACACAGUUAUGUGGCUGGCCGCCACCGAACUGUUGUUCACUUUGCUGGUGAGCCAGGUGACCAUCGCCAUGUACAUGAAGGGCAGGUAACCUGGGGGCCAGCUGCUGUGUGAGUACAGCAUCUUCAGCCUGUUCUUCUUCAGUCAGUCCGGCCUCAGCAUCGUCUGUGCUGUGAUAUCUAUACAGGAUGUCUCAACUCAAAUGUGAAAUUUUCAUGGAGAAUAUUUGAACUGUAUUUAGAUUAAUACAAAUUGCAGUUAAAAAGUUUAAUAUAGAUUUACCAGGGGGCGUGCAGCCCGCUUGCCAAUCAGAUCGCUGCGGAGCGGUCCCGCAGCCAACCCCCGAAGAGCAGCCUGCUGGCUUCCCCAGCGCCCAGGAGUUGGGGAUGUCCUACAAACCUACCACCCCUGCCCCCAGCAGCACCCCUGGCUCCAGCACCCCUGGGCCAGGCACUCCGGUCCCUACAGGAAGCGUCCUGUCGCCGUCGGGCUCAGGGCCGGGAGCCACUGCCCCUUGCAGACCGCUGUUUAAAGACUUUGGACCGCCUACCGUCGGUUGUGUGCAGGCCAUGAAACCACCUGGUGCCCAGGGCUCCCAGAGCACCUACACGGAACUGCUGUUGGUCACUGGGGAGAUGGGCAAAGGGAUCCGGCCCACCUAUGCUGGCAGCAAGAGCGCCGCGAAGUGCCUGAAGAGAGGUAUCAUCCAUCCCUAGUCAGAGUGCCUGGUAGAGACAGAGCGGAACGCCCACACUUAACAGGAAGCUCCUAGGCCUCUGUGUCUGGACUUCAGAGCACCUGCUUCUCCCUGGCCUUCAUCCCUAGUUGCACUAACCAUCCUGGGCUUCCUGUCCUGUGUCCCUUGAUGGGUGCCCUCCAGGAACCAAGAGGCGGUUCUCACUCCAGGUGGCAGCACUGAGGACCCCCCACCCCAUCCCACCCCGCCAACGCAACAAGAGUUAGCAGCGAGGUCCCCGUGAGUCCCACCCAUGACCUGCCGACAGUGUUGCCCACUGGAACUUUCUGUGGCCCCCACCACUCAGCCCUUCCCAGCACUUGUCCGGAGCCUCCUUCUCCCUCAGCACAGCUCAGGCCUCAGGCCUGACACUUCCCUGCCUUGUGUCUUUUGCUAAAUAUGACCUUUCUAUAUUAAUAAAAGAUGCUUUGGAGUUGUGCUGUCUAAAAAAAAGUUUAAUAUAAAGGAGAAAUAAAAGGAAAUUUAGCAAAGAAAUAUGUAGAUGGAUAUUUAAAUACUCAGAGGUGACAUUACUACCAGACAUAAUGAGAUUAUCAGAUGUUUCAUUUACUUAUGAUUAAUAUGUUUGUAUUUAUUUUUUAUUCAUUUUAUUUUAUUUAUGUAUUUAUUUAUUUUUAUUAUACUUUAAGUUCUAGGGUACAUGUGCACAAUGUGCAGGUUUGUUACAUAUGUGUACAUGUGCUGUGUUGGUUUGCUGCACCCAUUAACUUGUCAUUUACAUUAGGUAUUUUUCCUAAUGCUCUCCCUCCCCCAGCCCCCCACCCCAUGACAGGCCCCAGUGUGUGAUGUUCCCCUGCCUGUGUCCAAGUAUUCUCAUUGUUUAAUUCCCACCUAUGAGUGAGAAUAUGCAGUGUUUGGUUUUGUGACCUUGCGAUAGUUUAAACAAACUAGGAAGUUCAGAAGUCACUUUACAAGAGAAAUAAAGAAAAAUAAAGUAUUAAUGACAUUGGUAACAGAAUAAAAAUUAGGGUUAGACAAAGUAUUAACAAGCAAGCUUAUAUAUUUAUAAGAGAUGGG
Messenger RNA from Gorilla gorilla gorilla (western lowland gorilla), 3360 nucleotides. RefSeq lists its product as uncharacterized. The coding region runs from base 796 to 1677 and encodes 293 amino acids. NCBI's taxonomy places the organism in Eukaryota, Metazoa, Chordata, Mammalia, Primates, Hominidae. Gene Ontology annotation, cellular component: plasma membrane. Gene Ontology annotation, molecular function: prostaglandin E receptor activity. The transcript has 3 exons. The record is from RefSeq and is a predicted model, not a curated record. Gene Ontology annotation, biological process: inflammatory response; cellular response to prostaglandin E stimulus; negative regulation of inflammatory response.